Messenger RNA from Uranotaenia lowii, 1293 nucleotides. RefSeq lists its product as uncharacterized. The coding region runs from base 1 to 1293 and encodes 430 amino acids. The transcript has a single exon. The record is from RefSeq and is a predicted model, not a curated record. Lineage: Eukaryota; Metazoa; Arthropoda; Insecta; Diptera; Culicidae. Gene Ontology annotation, biological process: DNA integration. Gene Ontology annotation, molecular function: nucleic acid binding.
AUGGCUAGUCACAUUAAAGACGAAUCCUGGAACGAAGAAUCAGAAGUCUUCAUUCGUAGGAAUAUGGUUCAAACAUUAUCACUGCUGAGUAACAUCGAGUCGUCUACAGAAGAAAAUUUAGAUAAUGGAACGGAAAUUGUCAUAAGAGCUAUUCAAGAGUCAGUGGCUAUGGACAUCACUGAAGUAAAAAAAGCUACUGAAAACGACGGGGAGUUACAAUCGGUUCAAAGUGCCAUAACUCAAUCUGAUUGGAAAAAUGAGAAGGUUAAAGCAUAUGCUCCAUUUCAAGAUGAACUCUCUUACGCAAACAAUCUGCUCAUGCGAGGAUCGAAACUUGUGAUUCCUACAGCAUUGCGUAACCGUAUGCUUAGCCUUGCACACGAAGGCCAUCCUGGGCAAUCAAGUAUGAAAAGGAGACUAAGAGAUCGAUGCUGGUGGCCUAAUAUCGACAAGGAUGUUGUUAUGUGGUGCGAGAAAUGUGAAGGAUGUCGUCUUAUUCAAAUUCCUGGUCCUCCUGAACCAAUGCAUCGUCGACCUUUACCUAGCAAACCAUGGGUAGAUAUCGCACUCGAUUAUCUGGGGCCAAUGCCAACGGGCGAAUAUAUCCUAGUUGUUGUCGACUAUUAUAGCCGCUAUGUAGAAAUCGAGAUAAUGACAGUCAUAACCGCUCGAGAAACUAUCAAACGGCUCGAAAAAAUGUUCAAAUACUGGGGACUUCCUCAAACGAUAACCUUAGAUAAUGCGAAGCAGUUCAUUUCUUCAGAGUUUCACGAAUUUUGCAAUAACACGAAAAUCCACUUGAAUCAUACAACACCAUAUUGGCCACAGGCCAAUGGAGAAGUGGAACGGCAAAAUCGUUCACUUCUGAAGAGAAUGAAAAUCGCCAAUGCUCUAUAUGGUGAUUGGAAAUCAGAAUUACAACAGUAUUUGCAAAUGUUCAACAACACGCCCCACACAGUUACCGGAAAAGCACCAAGCGAGUUACUUCAAAACAGAAAAUUACGAUACAAAUUACCUGAUAUCGGAGAUAUUGAAACAUCACCCCCAAGCACAGACUUUGCUGAUCGAGACCGAUUUCAAAAAUUCAAAGGGAAAGAAUCGGAAGACUUGAGACGAAGAUCUAAGACAAAUUCAUUAGAAAAAGGAGAUAUUGUACUGAUGAAGGAUCUCCAUCCACAGAAUAAACUCUCCACGAACUUUUUGAAAGAGAAGUUCGAAGUUGAAGAGCGUAAAGGAUCGAAUGUUCAAGUUAAAUCAUUGGAAACAGGUAAUGCAAUUGAAAUGAAUAGGUAA